CCGGCUCGGGUUGCUAUAGGGGCCAGGGUGGCCACCACCUCCCCCGCCGUGCGGUGCCGUGUGCGGUGACCCGCGGGCGGGCAGAGAGCCGCGCAAUGCCGCGGGGUUGCCGCUCCGGGGGUGAGGGCUUCACCGUGCCCCACGAGCCUCACUCCGGCCUAGUCCCACGAAGGCCUGCGCAUCCCGGGACCGAAGCCACCGCUCUGCCGGCCCGUGACGGAGACGGAGCGUGAGGCGCGGCGGCAGGGCUCGGGACGUCUGCGGGCUCUCUCGGGGCGUCGGGCUCAGGGCCGCCACCGCCACCUCGGCUCGUGCCGGCGCCGUCGUCUCUCCCGCCCACACCUCGCCAUGUCCGAGGAGCUCUCGGAGGCCACGUCCUACACGGAAGACGAUUUCUACUGCCCCGUCUGUCAGGAGGUGCUCAAGACGCCGGUGCGGACCGCGGCCUGUCAGCACGUUUUCUGUAGAAAAUGUUUCCUGACUGCAAUGAGAGAAAGUGGAAUACAUUGUCCCCUAUGUCGUGGAAGUGUGACUAGAAGAGAAAGAGCAUGUCCUGAACGGGCCUUAGAUCUUGAAAAUAUCAUGAGGAGGUUUUCUGGUAGCUGCAGAUGCUGUUCAAAAAAGAUUAAAUUCUAUCGCAUGAGACAUCAUUACAAAUCUUGUAAGAAGUAUCAGGAUGAAUAUGGUGUUUCUUCUGUCAUUCCAAACUUUAAGAUUUCUCAAGAUUCAGAAAGGAGCAGUAAUAGGAGUGAAACAUCUGCAUCUGAUAACAUGGAAACUUAUCAAGAGGAUACAAGUUCUUCUGGGCAUCCCACCUUUAAGUGUCCCUUAUGUCAAGAGUCAAAUUUCACCAGACAACGUCUAUUGGAUCACUGUAAUAGUAACCACCUAUUUCAGAUAGUUCCUGUGACAUGUCCUAUUUGUGUGUCUCUUCCUUGGGGAGAUCCUAGCCAGAUUACUAGAAAUUUCGUUAGUCAUCUAAAUCAAAGACAUCAGUUUGAUUAUGGAGAAUUUGUGAAUCUUCAGCUAGAUGAGGAGACCCAAUAUCAAACUGCUGUGGAAGAGUCUUUUCAAGUAAACUUGUGAUGUGUAUAGACAUCUGCCUCCUUGCAACCUACAAGUGCCAUCUUUAAGGAGAAGACAAAGUCACCGUCUUCAGUAAUUUGCUGUGCAUAUUAAUAAAAAUAAUAAUUCAGUCUACUA
Molecule: messenger RNA, 1203 nt
Organism: Mastomys coucha (southern multimammate mouse)
Lineage: Eukaryota; Metazoa; Chordata; Mammalia; Rodentia; Muridae
Gene: Rnf138
Product: ring finger protein 138
Exons: 8
Coding region: 349-1086 (245 amino acids)
Source: RefSeq, a predicted model, not a curated record